Molecule: messenger RNA, 405 nt
Organism: Phalacrocorax carbo (great cormorant)
Lineage: Eukaryota; Metazoa; Chordata; Aves; Suliformes; Phalacrocoracidae
Source: RefSeq, a predicted model, not a curated record
AUGGAUGGCAACUCUGUUGUUGUUGCUUUGGUUCUCUAUCUGGUCUUAAUGGCGGGAGGUAAGGCUCUGGUGAAGGCAGAGGACGAAAGCUUCCGAUCCCUGUGCAUAAGCACUCAUUCCGAGUUCAUCCCUCCCAAGGCCACCCGGAACGUGAGACUGAGCCAAAGAGGACCUCGCUGCAAAAAUGCGGAAAUAAUAGCUACACUGAAAGGUGGCAGACAAUAAGUGUGUUUGGAACCCACUGCUCCUUGGGUCCGGCUCACCGUAAAGGCUAUUUUGGCCAGGCAGGCUAUCUACCUUCACCUGAGUGCUACAGAGAAACUCUCCAUCUCUGUGCACACCCUACCGCGGCUGCGCUGCCAGGAAGUGUUCAGGCUAUCAUCUGCCAAGCUGCAGUGGCUGUAG